Molecule: messenger RNA, 1196 nt
Organism: Hyaloscypha bicolor E
Lineage: Eukaryota; Fungi; Ascomycota; Leotiomycetes; Helotiales; Hyaloscyphaceae
Exons: 3
Coding region: 66-1139 (357 amino acids)
Molecular function (GO): RNA binding
Source: RefSeq, a predicted model, not a curated record
CAGAAAACCACACCAGAUCACCAACUCGACAACCUUCCAACCACAGACCAAAUCCAGUCACCAGUAUGGGGAAAUCAACAGACAUGUCUCGUGCCGAGCGAAAAGCCAAAAAGCGCGCCCUCGAAGACGCAAUUCCCGACUUACCAGGCGAUAACGAAGCCGGGACCGCCGAGGUAGAGAAGGUGGAGAAGAAAUCCAAGAAGAGGAAGCGGGAUGGGGAGGCAGACGACGAGGUGAUUGAGGAGAGCAAGGAGUCCAAAAAGGAUAAGAAGGAUAAGAAGAAGCGGAGGAAGACUGAGGAAGCUGAGGCUGUGGAGGAGGUCCAGGGUGAGGUGAAGGCGCCCAAGAAAGAUAAGAAGAGCAAAAAGGAUAAGAAAUUGGGGUCUGCAAAGGAGGAAGAGGCGCCUGAAGAGGUGGAUGUGGAUGCAGUUAUGGCAGAAGAGCCAGAAGCGCCGAAGAAGAGCAAGAAAGAGCGCAAAGCUGAGCGCAAAGCACGAGAGGCUGCUGAAGCUUCUGCAAAGGGUCCUAUACCUACAGAAGCCCCAGAGGCAUCCAUGAAGACCAAUGGAGAGACUGCAGAGGAAACAGCAGAAAAGAAAUCCAAGAAGAACAAUCGAAACCGGGAGAAGAAGCGGAAAGGUACUUCUGCGAAUGGGGAGACUUCACAGUCCGAGGAAGGAAAAGUUUCAAAAGCUGCGAGGUUUAUUGUCUUUAUAGGCAACCUCCCAUUUACUGCAACAACUGAGUCCAUAACCGCCCACUUCGCCUCCGUGAAACCCAAAUCCGUCCGCCACUUAACACAAAAAGACAACCCCUCAAAAUCAAAAGGCUUUGCGUUUGUGGAGUUUGAGGGUUAUGAUCACAUGAAGACAUGUCUGAAGCUCUUUCACCAUUCCAUGUUUGAUGAUGGGCUGUCGGCACCUAGGAAGAUCAAUGUGGAGCUCACGGCUGGAGGAGGUGGUAAUACUAAAGACCGAAAAGCAAAGAUUCAAGGAAAGAAUGAGAAGCUGAAUGAAGAGCGGUUCCGAAGGAUACACGAGGAGGAAAAGGCCAAGUUAGAAAAGGCUGCUGAAGGCGGGAAGACUAUUGAUGAGAGCGCAAUCCAUCCCAGCAGGAGAGGCAGAGUGCCAGUUGCAUAAGCCUUGUGUCUUAGGAUACCUUUUUAUGUUAGAUUCACGCAUUCAGAGAUACCAAUA